CGUUUGCGAAGUUCUCUGGACUGGUUAUUGACUUGGGAGUGCUGUGUGGGAGAAGGUUUGCGCUGUGUUGGAGACUGGUUUUGAAGAUGGUUCCCCUGGCCCUCCUCGCCGCGCUGCUGGCUACUCUGGGGUCCUCCAUGGGGUCCCCCAACCUCUACCUCCACCUUGGUUAUGAUAGGAGACCCCCCUGUGGUACGGACCCCCGACGAGAGGUUCGCCACCCUGCCUCAGCUGGGGUACCCGUGGACCCCCAGAUACCUGCAGAUGAAGCAUCAGGGGAACCAGUUUCUUAGGGUGCAUUAUAUUGACGAAGGCCCUCGCGACGCGUCCGAAACUCUUCUCCUCCUCCACGGAACACCGGCUUGGUCUUACCUCUACCGGAAGACGAUCCCCACCCUCCUCGCUGCCGGAUACCGAGUCGUAGCCAUAGACCACAUCGGGUUCGGACGUUCGGACAAGCUCACUGAUCCGGCAGCUUAUACCCAUGAACUGCAUGUGGCAACAGUGGUCAACACCGUACGCGAUCUCGACUUGAAGGGCGUGACGCUCGUGGGCCACGACCUCGGGGGCCCGACGGGGCUGAGCGCCCUGUCGCGGGACUCGGGCCGCUACCGCCGCGUGGUCCUGCUCAACACGUGGCUUCCUCAGGGCGACAUGUUCUCGUCCCUCUCGAGCAUCAAGGAGCACCUGCCGUACCUGUCCUUCCGCGGCCUCACCCAGGUCCUCGGCCGCAACGUGCCCAUAGAGACCGUCUUCUCCGUGGCCACGCAGUCCUCCGCCGCCGAGCUGCAGGGCUACGUGGCGCCGUACCCUUCGUCGCUGUACAAGGCGGGUCCCUCCCGCUGGCCGCUCCUCAUCCCGACGUCCUCCUCCGACCCCAUGGGCGUCGAGAACCGGAGGGUCGCCGCCUUCCUCGAGGGGUGGGGCGGGCCUGCCCUCGUGGCCUACAGCGACAGGGAGGUCUUCACCCUCCCCGGCCGGGACCUCUUCCGCCGCCUCCUGCCCAGAGCAUGCACGGCCACGGUCAACGACGCAGGACACUUCCUGCAGGAGGAUCAGGGGCCUGCCGUGGCUAAGCUCAUCGUGCAGUUCAUCCACGGACAGUGUUGAUGCGCGGGAGUCAGGAUUGUGAAAGGGUGUUACUAUUACUAUUAUUAUUAUUAUAUUAUUUUUUGAUGUGUUACUAUUACUAUUAUUAUUAUUAUUAUUAUUAUUUUUACAUUAACAGGAUACUUUUGUAUUUUUAUCACUCAAUUUUAACACAGAUAUCAACACCUUUUUUCUGAGAGGCUUUAAUUUAGAAGUAAUGUUAAGGCUACCUAAUGCAUAUGAUGUGCUAUUGGGUAUGAUGUCAGAGAGAAGAUGGCUUUUGAUAGGCAUUAUCGCUUUUUAUCUAUGUUGUUACCUAUUUAUUCUGUCCAUUUGUUGUAGGCAUUAGCCGCAUACCGCACAAUGAGAAUAAAGGAUG
Molecule: messenger RNA, 1468 nt
Organism: Penaeus vannamei (Pacific white shrimp)
Lineage: Eukaryota; Metazoa; Arthropoda; Malacostraca; Decapoda; Penaeidae
Product: haloalkane dehalogenase
Molecular function (GO): catalytic activity
Source: RefSeq, a predicted model, not a curated record